AUGGUGGACGCGGCGGAAUGCGGAGUCAAAGUGAUGUGUCGGUUCAGGCCACUGAACGAGUCGGAAAUCAUCAGAGGAGACAAAUACAUCCCGAAAUUUAAGGGCGAGGACACUGUGAUUAUCUCGCAAGGUAAGCCCUAUGUGUUUGAUCGAGUUCUUCCUCCAAACACAACCCAAGGGCUGGUGUACGAUGCCUGCGCUAAACAGAUCGUCAAAGAUGUUCUUGAUGGAUACAACGGAACCAUCUUUGCCUAUGGCCAGACUUCAUCAGGGAAGACCCAUACCAUGGAGGGGAACCUCCAUGACCCAGAGCGUAAGGGUAUCAUUCCUCGCAUCGCUCAGGACAUCUUCGACCACAUUUACUCCAUGGAUGAGAACCUUGAGUUUCAUAUCAAGGUAUCCUACUUUGAGAUUUACUUGGAUAAAAUCAGAGAUCUGUUGGAUGUUUCAAAGACCAACCUUGCUGUACAUGAGGACAAAAACAGGGUACCAUAUGUCAAGGGCUGCACAGAGCGCUUUGUAUCCAGCCCAGAGGAGGUGAUGGACGUUAUCGAUGAAGGCAAAGCCAACCGUCAUGUCGCUGUCACAAACAUGAAUGAGCACAGCUCGCGCAGUCACAGCAUCUUCCUGAUUAACAUCAAGCAGGAGAAUGUGGAGACGGAGAAGAAGCUCAGCGGGAAGCUCUACCUGGUGGAUCUGGCUGGAAGUGAAAAGGUCAGUAAAACAGGAGCAGAAGGAGCCGUCUUGGAUGAAGCUAAAAAUAUCAAUAAAUCUCUCUCUGCUCUGGGCAACGUCAUCUCCGCACUGGCCGAGGGAACUAAGACUCACGUGCCAUACCGAGACAGUAAGAUGACGCGAAUCUUGCAGGACUCUCUGGGUGGAAACUGCAGGACCACCAUCAUCAUCUGCUGCUCACCGUCCGUCUUCAAUGAGGCCGAGACCAAAUCCACGCUCAUGUUCGGCCAGAGAGCCAAGACCAUCAAGAACACAGUGUCAGUCAACAUGGAGCUGACGGCUGAGGAGUGGAAGAAGAAGUAUGAGAAAGAGAAGGAGAAGAAUAGAGGGCUGAAGAUCAUUAUCCAGCGCCUGGAGAAUGAGCUGAAGCGCUGGAGGAGAGGUGAAGCGGUUCCAGUCGAAGAGCAGCAGAAAAGUAAGGAAAUGAAAAACGCAGAAGCCACACCUACAAUUGACAGUCUAGCUCCGCCUCCCCAACCUCUUUGUGACACGGAGAAAACCCAGUACGAAGAGCUGAUCAAUGAUCUCUACCAGCAGCUUGAUGACAAGGAUGAUGAGAUCAAUCAGCAGAGUCAGCUGGCAGAGUCACUGAAACAGCAGAUGGUGGAUCAGGAUGAGCUGUUAGCAUCGACGCGGCACGACUGUGAGAAGCUACAGGAGGAAUUGAUGCGUCUGCAGCAUGAGCAUGAGGCAGCUAAAGAGGAGGUCAAGGAGGUGCUGCAAGCACUGGAGGAACUCGCCGUCAACUACGACCAGAAGAGCCACGAGCUGGAGGAGAAAGGAAGGAGCAAUGUCCAGCUCACUGAUGAGUUAACACAAAAGAGUACACUUCUAUCCACCGUAGAGAGGGAUCUGGCCAUGCUGCAGGAAGUGAGUGGACACCACAAGAAGAGAUCUGCAGAGAUCCUCAGCAUGCUGCUGCGAGACCUCGGUGAGAUCGGCACCGUCAUCGGCACCACUGACCUAAAGACAACAGCAGAGGGUCCUGGAGCAAUGGAGGAGGAGUUCACCAUGGCGCGCCUCUACAUCAGCAAGAUGAAAUCGGAGGUGAAGUCUCUGGUGAACCGCAGCAAACAGCUGGAAGGUGCUCAGGCUGAAACGGCACGAAAGAUUCAGGCCAAUGAGAAAGAGCUCGCGUCCUGCCAACUCCUCAUCUCACAGCUCCAGGCCAAGAUAAAAUCCCUGAGUGACUACAUGCAGAACAUGGAGCAAAAGAAAAGACAGCUGGAGGAAAGCCAGGACUCACUGAUGGAAGAGCUGGCUAAACUCCAUGCUCAGGAAAAGAUGCACGAGGUGUCUGUGAUGGACAAGGAGAAGGAACACAUGAGCAAGAUGAAGGAUGCUGAAGAGAUGAAGAAAGCACUGCAGGAGCAGAUGGAGAGUCACCGCGAGGCCCAUCAGAAGCAGCUGUCACGCCUCCGAGACGAAAUCGAGGACAAGCAGAAGAUCCUGGAUGAGCUGAAAGAUAUGAACCAGUCUCUUGAGCUAGAACAGAAAAAGCUCGUGUCUGACUACAACAAGCUAAGAGAGGAGGAACAGGAGAAGGACAAGAAGCUGCAGAAACUCAUUUUGUUAAAUGAGAAACGAGAACAGGCCAAGGAGGAUCUGAAGGGUCUUGAAGAGACGGUGACAAAAGAGCUCCAAACUCUCCACAAUCUGCGCAAACUCUUCAUCGAUGAUCUUAACACACGUGUCAGGACAAAUGUCGAGUUGGACUCCGAGGAGGCAGGAGGCAGCCUGGCUCUGAAACAGAAGAUCAUUUUCUUGGAGAACAAUCUGGAACAGCUCACCAAAGUCCACAAACAGUUGGUGCGUGACAAUGCAGAGCUGCGCUGCGAGCUGCCUAAGCUGGAGAAGCGUCUUCGAGCCACGGCCGAGCGUGUGAAAUCCCUCGAGAUGGCAUUGAGAGAGGCAAAGGAGAAUGCCAUGAGAGACCGCAAGCGCUACCAGCAGGAGGUGGAGAGAAUCAAAGAGGCAGUCAGGGCCAAAAACCAGGCCAGGAGGAGCCACACAGCACAGAUUGCUAAGCCCAUUCGCGCUGGACACCAUGGGACAUCACCCAGCAGCCUAUGGAUCACCAGGUCAUACCAUCAGAGGAGGGGGGGUGCAGAGCCCACGGUGCCAUCAAUACCACCAGAUGCAAGCAGCCCAGCAGCACUACCACCACAGCAGCAAAUAAAGGAAGUAGAGACAGAGACGGUGGUGGUGGUGAUUCAGCAGAUUGAGUCAGGAGAAACACAGCGUAUCCCGAGCUCACUUGGACUUUCUUUCCGUCUCGACAUCAUGUGUCUACUCGAUCACGCUUUUGUAGUUCUGGAAAAGCAACACGACCACUGA
Messenger RNA from Neoarius graeffei (lesser salmon catfish), 3072 nucleotides. It is a transcript of the gene kif5c, whose product is annotated as kinesin family member 5C. NCBI's taxonomy places the organism in Eukaryota, Metazoa, Chordata, Actinopteri, Siluriformes, Ariidae. Gene Ontology annotation, biological process: microtubule-based movement. The record is from RefSeq and is a predicted model, not a curated record. Gene Ontology annotation, molecular function: ATP binding; microtubule motor activity; microtubule binding.